Messenger RNA from Meleagris gallopavo (turkey), 820 nucleotides. Lineage: Eukaryota; Metazoa; Chordata; Aves; Galliformes; Phasianidae. The record is from RefSeq and is a predicted model, not a curated record.
UCCACCACAGUUGAGAUGGCAGUGGAUGAGUUCCAGGGGAGACGAGUCUCCGUGUGGGACCUGCUGUCCUCCGACUACCUCCCUGAGGACAAAAGGCAGGAGCUCCUGGCGCUGUACAGUGACGGGACACUGCCCUUGGAGCAGUUAAUAGCUGUUGUCACCACUCUCAUUAAGAAAAAAGAAUCUACAGGCAGGAAAUUCCAAAUCACAGUCAAGCACUCCAGCAAGGACACUGUGCCAGCAGCCGGAGAGAAGGAUGAUGACUCCUCCAAAGAGGAGCCACGGGAAACAGCCUUGAAAACCACACUUGUCGACAUGGAGGUCGGAGAGUUUCGGGGCCACAAGGUCUCUGUGUGGGACCUGCUCCACUCCAAGUACAUCCCUGCGGAGAACAGGAAGGAGCUGCUCGAGCUGUACCAGGCAGGAGAGUUAACCCUCGAGCAGGUGAAAACCGUUGUCAGCACCAUUGUGGCCAAGACAGAAGCAGCAGAGGCAGAGGAGUCAGCAAAUGUGAGUGGUCCAAGGGCAGAGAUGGCCGUCAUAGAAGCGGAGCACACCCAUCACCUGCAGGACAGGACCUGGGAAAAAAUCUUGAAGUCCACCACAGUUGAGAUGGCAGUGGAUGAGUUCCAGGGGAGACGAGUCUCCGUGUGGGACCUGCUGUCCUCCGACUACCUCCCUGAGGACAAAAGGCAGGAGCUCCUGGCGCUGUACAGUGACGGGACACUGCCCUUGGAGCAGUUAAUAGCUGUUGUCACCACUCUCAUUAAGAAAAAAGAAUCUACAGGCAGGAAAUUCCAAAUCACAGUCAAGCACUCCA